Platichthys flesus (European flounder) is the source of this 5937-nucleotide messenger RNA. It is a transcript of the gene cgna, whose product is annotated as cingulin. The record is from RefSeq and is a predicted model, not a curated record. Gene Ontology annotation, cellular component: myosin complex. Lineage: Eukaryota; Metazoa; Chordata; Actinopteri; Pleuronectiformes; Pleuronectidae. Bases 820 to 4491 code for a protein of 1223 amino acids. The transcript has 19 exons.
CAGUGUCGCUGUGUUCGUUCCAAGCAAAGCUGCAUCUCUGUUUUGGUCUAACAAGCGUCUGACAUUUCCACAUUUCUUGCUAAUGAGUGCUGAGCUAUUCUAUCAUUUGGUUUCCUAAUUUGUGGGAUUAUUUGAUAGAAGAGCAGUUUUUUUAAGUUAAGUUAACCUGACUAUUGUUGUACUCUUCUCUUUCUCUCUCUCUCUCUCUACAUUCCAGAAUAUUUUAGUUUCACUAUAGCCUUUGGCUAACAUUACGGUUGAAAUGCAUAUUUAUAAUAAUUUGUGAAUUAAAAAAAUUCUCAAAUAAUAAAUAUCAAUAGUAAUAUUUAAAAACAUUAACAUAAAGCCUGAGCAAACAGUCUCAAUACAGAUCUCUUCAUAUUUGUUUUAGAUGGAAGGAUUAUGUUGAAGAUACACGUAAAUCAGGAAUUUUAAUUAACUUACUGGUGAUGUUUGGUGGAAUAACUAUGUUUAAGUCUUUCUAAGUUCCAUAAAAAGGAUAUUCUAUCGAGAAAUCACUUGUUAUUGACAUGUAGACAAGCACCUUGACUUUGCUGAUUUAUCGGUUUAGAACUAAUUCAGACUUUUUCAGUUUUUGUAAUUUUCUUGUGGGAAAUGCAGUAAUGCUUGCAUGUAAACCAUAAAUAAAGUGAAAUGUGACCUGUUUUAAAGGGUCAGCGCAGUAAAUAUUUUUUUUUUUAGGUCUAUCAUCUUAAUUUUGAACAGUGCAGGAAAGCUACUGUGAACAGAAGCAUUUGCAAAUUAAUGUAAUGUAACAAGACGUUUAUAUUUGAAUAUCGCCACAAGAUUAAAGCCAAUAUGCAGCCAGGUAGCUCUGAUGCAGGAUGUGCUCUAUCCCCGUCCUUGCUUUCUUUCUCUACUCUUCAGCCUGAUCCCUUCUCUGUCACCAGAAUGAGCACACAAUCAUCAGGCAGGAAGACCCCAGUGGACCACGGCGUCCAGAUCCGCUUCAUCGAUGACCUCGGCGGGCAGCCUGGGGCCCAGCCCAAGACCAAGAAUCAGGCCUCUGCCAAAUACGGUGUGGCAGUCAGGGUGCAGGGUAUCGCUGGCCAGCCCUAUGUAGUCCUGAAGGAUGGAGAGAAAGGAGACUCGUAUGGGGUCCAGCUCAAAACCCAGCCCUUAUCUGGCUACACCAGCCUUCCACGGCGGAGAGAGAAAGCCGAGCCAGGAACACAGAGGGCAAAUGUAGGAGGAGAAAGCGGAGGUGGGCAAGAAGGGGCACUACGCCGGGCCCAGUCCCAUGGGUCACUGUUGGACAGGGAUGGAGAGGAAGGGGCAGGCAAUGAGGAUUUCCAGCUGUCGAGGCCACCAGGGGAUGGGAAGUCUGGUAGUUAUGGGAACCUGGAUGGAGGUUUAGGUGUAAGAGGAGAGAGAGAGCAGCCUCAGCAUGUCAGUGGUAGAGGUGGGCCCAUGGAAAGGAAUAAAUGGGGUGGUUCUUAUCAGACAGGGCUCAAUGGAUCAUCAGGGUCAGUGAGGGGCAGUCAGACCUACCCCGACCCUCCUCUACAAACAAAUGAUUUUCAGUCUAAUCGGAGACAAACUGCUGCAAACAGACCAGUAAACAGGUUUGAUGAUGUAAACAGAGGGGACCAGCAGAGAGGCCUCCUUCCUCCACAACAAGAUCCCAGAGCUACAUCACCUCUUCACAGCUCCUAUCCCUACACCUCACCACCGUCCUCCACUCACAGCAGCUUGGGGCGCAGCCAGCACGCUGUGAAGCAGUGGCCUUUACCAGGGAGAGAAGCUGCUGUGGUGACACCGCAGGCCGGCCUCACUGAGACACAGGUGACCCCUGACCUUUUGCUGGACCAGGCUCAGAGUGCAGAGAUGAGCGGCGAGGAGGAGCAGGUGAUGCAGACCAUAUACAACAUCCUGAGGCAAGGAACCAAUGAGAGUGAUGUUGCCAUCAGGCACAGGGUCAAGCUCAUCACUCAGAAGAUUCAGAAUAUAAAGUCUAAAGAAUCCCAGAGGGAAGAGUGGAUGAGAGAAAAGAAGGAGCUUGAGAGAAAGACUACUGAACUUCAAAGUGCCCUGCAGGAGGGAAAGAGGGACUCUGAUCCCGCCCUGAAAGCUGAGCUGGAGUCCUGUCUGGAUGAAAACCUGCAACUGCGGGAGAUGCUGGACCGAAAGAAGAUAGAAUUAAAUGAAACACAUUCAGAGCUGACUCAGCUCAGGAUGGAUAGGGAGAAUGCAGAGGUACGAGUCAGAGAGAUGGAGGACCAGCUGGCUGAGCUUCAGGACGAGCUGAGAAGAGAUAACGGCAGCAAGACGGACCUGAAGUCUUGUCAGGCCCAGCUGAUGGAGGUCUGCCAGCUGAAACACAAGCUGGAGGAGACACUGAGACAGAGAGAGAGGGAGCUCACAGCUCUGAAAGGAGCACUAAAGGAAGAGGUGGCCACACAUGACAAAGAGAUAGAAGUCCUCAGAGAGCAGUACAGUGCGGACAUGGAGAAGCUCCGCAGCAGCAUGGAGCAAGUGUCUCAGUCUCACGCAGGGAUCGAAUCCGAGCGUUUGCGUGUCAAUGCAUCGGUUCGCUCUCUGCAGCAGCAGCUGGAGGACUGUCGAGACGAGAGCGGCCACUGGAUGGAGCAGUUUCACUCCACCAGAGAUGAUCUUCGAACAACUAAACAAGAGCUCCUGCAAGCUCGUCUGGAAAAAGAGGAGUUUGAGGAGGAACUGAAGGAGCUCCAGGAGAGAGUGAGCACCAUGAAACAACAGAUACCAGACCCCACCCACACCCAGACUCUCAACCAGGAGCUCAAAAGAUACGAUGCUGAUCUGCAGAAGGCAAAGACUGAGGUGGAGAAGCACCGAACGGAGUUUGACAAGAAGGUUAUGGAGGUCAUCACCAUAAAGAAAACUCAUCAGAACCAAGAGGCAGAGAUGAAGUAUGAGAUCGACAGGCUCAAGGGCCAAUUGCAGAGGGCUAAAGAAGACUACGCCAAGGCACAGGAGAAAAAUAAGCAGCUCCCAGACCCAUCCACCAUCACGGAGCUAGAGCAGAAGCUUGUGGAGGCAGGUAUGGAAGCUAACCAGCUCAAAGAGAAACUCUCAUUGGCUGAAGAGGAAGUGGAAAGCAGAAAAACACAAAUCAGUAAAGCUCAGCUGGACCUUAAGUCGCUUCAAGACUCCCAGCAGGAGCAGAAAGACGCCAACGCACGUCUUAAAGAUAAACUCUCACGGUUAGAGGCUCAGCUGCAGACCAGCACCACAGAGAGCUCAGAGACAGAGCUCGCCCUCCACUCUGAGGUGAGAGGCCUGAGAUCUGAGCUAGAUGAGGCCAAGAGAAAAGCCUCCAGACUGAGCCAGGAGCACCGUGAAUGCAGCCUGCGCCUGGAGGAUACAGAGAAAGAGAAGGAGACACUCAGGCAGAACAUCAACCAGCUGGAAGAAGCCAAACGGCAGCAGGAGAGAGCUCUGGAGAAACUCAGCAAAGAGCAUGAGUCUCUGACCACGUCCUUAAGGGAGGAGGCACAGGCUCUCAGGGUUCAGCUGGAAGAGCAGAGAGACAGAGCACGCAAGGAAAUGCACGAGGUGCAGCGUCACGGAAACGACGCUGAGACUGAGCUCGAAAGAAGCAAAACAAAUCUGAAGAGACUGGAGGAAGAAAUGUCACGGCAGAAGAAGGAGAUCUUGCUUGUGUGUGAGGAGAGAGACAACCACCAGCUGGAUAAAGAGCUUCUCUCCAACAGACUGCGCCACCUUGAGGGAGAGGUGGAGGCCAGCAAAAACAACCACAACGAGAAAACCCGGGAGAUCCGGAUCCUGGAGGACAAGCUGAAGCGUAUGGAGCUGGAGCUGGAGGAGGAGAGAAGCAGUGCGGAGAUGAUGACGGAGCGGAUGACGAGGAGCAGAGACCAGAUCGAUCAGCUCCGCUCUGACCUCAUGCAGGAGAGGUCUUCCAAACAGGACCUGGAGCUGGACAAGAACACCAUGGAGAGACAUCUGAAGGAGCUGAGGAGUCGUGUUGUUGACAUGGAGGGCCAGUCUCGCUCCUCAGCCGGAGUCUCUCAGCUGGAGAACAAGAACCUGGAGCUUGAAGAACGUCUACUCAGCGAGGAAAGGGAGAAGAACUCUAUCCUUGCAUCUCAACGUCGUCUGGAGAGGAAACUUAAAGACCUCAGUUUGAUGCUGGAUGAGGAGCGACAGGCACACACUGAACAGAGAGACCAGUUUGCCCUGAGGGUGAAGGCUCUUAAGAGGCAGGUGGAUGAGGGAGAGACUGAGCUGGAAAGGGUUGAUGGUCUCAGGAGAAAAGCUCAGAGAGACAUGGAGGAACAGAUGGAGUUUAAAGAAGCCCUGCAGACCAGAGUCACAGCUCUGGAGGUCGAGAUCAAGAGGAAAGCUCAGGCAGCAAGGCGUCCAGCUCUGGAUUCAGCCCUGAGCUCAGAUGAUGAUGACAGCUUCUAUGACCCAACCAGCAUCACCUCCAUCCUCACUGAGGGCAACCUCCAGACCAGCUCCUGUUGAGGCAGCACUUUGGGGACCUGGAGGGAGAGAGGAAGCAGCAAUAGAGGGUAGCGUAGGAUCCCUGGAUUGUAGUUUGGGAGUAAAGCCAAAAGGCAGAAUGGUAUGCACUACAUAUAAAGUACACAUUGUAGAAGUUAGCAGGGGGGAGAUUUUCCACCCUCGAUUGAACGGAAGGAAACAAAACAUCCUCUUCUGUUCGGGGAAUUCACUUCAGUCGUCUACAAUGUGCUGAGAUGUUCUCCACGGUACAACUGGAACAAAUCCUAGUCAUGCACAUCGUACACAGCCAAUACGUCUCAGACCAGUUUAAGGUUAAGAUUGUUCAUCAAGCACUUAUGGUUCUAUGUCUGGCUUCGACUGUAGGGUAAUUUAUACUCUCAUUUCCUGGUGUAAAAAGUUAACAUAGUAGACAGAAGGCAGGUAGAACCAGAGAAAACAAGGACUGAAUGUCGACGCUGUGAUUAUUAAAGCCACCACGGAAGGCAAACUGCGAGCAAUUCAACAAAAUAACCCUCAAAUGAAUUUGCAUAACCAGCUCUAAUGGUUAAAUUACUGUAAAUGAUUCCUGCUGAAUAGAAUCCGGAUUUUGUUUACUGAAAACAAAAUAUAUAUUUGUUUAGCUCUGGCAUACGUCUGUCCUCUGGUUUAGAGUUUACUCCACAUUCCAGUCUUCACUGUCACCUGGUGUACAUUAUAAACUAUGACACUAUUAUAGCAUCGCAAAUGGAUUUAUUUACACAAGGACACAGGUUCUUCUUUCAAGCCAGUAAUAAAUAGCACAUACGUGAGAGAAGCCUCAUGUUGAUACAAAAGUUAAUUCAUUGAAUCAUUAUUCUGUAGAGGUUUCUCAGUAAAGAUGCAACCAUGUAGGAUCUCAGGAGUUUUGUUCCAUAACUCCGACGACAGAGGGAUCCGUGCCUAACGAGCGUCUUUCCUUCAGAACAUGAAGGAUUCAAAUGGUUUUCCACUUUGGAAGAAACAAAAUGGCCAAAAUAUCUUCACUGUGUCGUAGAAACUUUAUAAAAUGUUUGAUUGAAGCUGCACAACUUCUAUGCAUUCCCUUAUAAAACAUGUACAUUCCUUUCAUUACAAUGCCUUAAUGAUUUUUUAUUUGACUCGUUAUUCUUAUCAGAAUUGUUUUUUGUUGUAAAGUUUUGUAGAUUUGAGUCUUCAACUGAUUUUGGAAACAGUUUGAAUAAUCAGUUGAACUUAUAAUUGUUUUACAUUCUGCUGCAAUGUAACAUUUCUGUCUGUGAUUCCAGUGAAACUGGAAAAUGGUACCUAUAUGAUUAGUUAGACAGCUGAAUAUACAUAUGUUGAAUUGAAGGUGCUGGUAUUUACUGUAAUUGUUGAAUGGAAAAGUUUCACACUGUAACUGUACUUCAGAGAAUAGUUUUUCUAUUACGAGUAUGAAUUUACAAACAAUAAAAAAAAUCAAGUUAAAAU